Solenopsis invicta (red fire ant) is the source of this 3122-nucleotide messenger RNA. It is a transcript of the gene Gasp, whose product is annotated as protein obstructor-E. NCBI's taxonomy places the organism in Eukaryota, Metazoa, Arthropoda, Insecta, Hymenoptera, Formicidae. Gene Ontology annotation, molecular function: chitin binding. Bases 142 to 954 code for a protein of 270 amino acids. Gene Ontology annotation, cellular component: extracellular region. The record is from RefSeq and is a predicted model, not a curated record. The transcript is spliced from 4 exons.
GUGGCGAACGACAGGGCCCAAACACAGAGUUCUAUCUCUCGACGCAGCGGAGGCGGUGUCCUUAAAAGUGACUGUAGAAUUUUUUUUUCCGUUAAUUUUUCGUUUGCCUCCGCGUCACACAGUCGACUUUUUCGUUGAACCAUGAGGACGUACUACGUGAUAGCCGCCAUACUGAUCGCCGGGACAAACGGUCAGGAGUCCUUCAAAUGUCCGGACGACUUCGGGUUCUAUCCUCACCACAUAUCGUGCGACAAGUAUUGGAAAUGCGACAACAACGUGGCGGAACUGAAGACGUGCGGCAACGGUCUGGCGUUUGACGCCAGCGACAGCAAGUUCCUCACCGAGAACUGCGAUUAUCUGCACAACGUGGACUGCGGCGAGCGCACGCAGCUCGAGCCGCCCAUCAGCACGCCGCACUGUUCCCGCCUCUACGGUAUCUUCCCUGACGAGAAGAAGUGCGACGUCUUCUGGAACUGUUGGAACGGCGAGGCCUCCCGCUAUCAAUGUAGCCCCGGACUGGCCUACGACCGUGAGGCCAGGGUGUGCAUGUGGGCCGACCAGGUGCCCGAGUGCAGAAACGAAGAGGUCGCCGGGGGUUUCACGUGUCCGGCUGCGGGAGAAGUGAGCGGCGCAUCCGGCAGCUUCAGCAGACACGCCCAUCCGGAGGAUUGCAGAAAGUACUACAUAUGCCUCGAGGGCAUCGCCAGGGAGUACGGCUGCCCGAUCGGCACCGUUUUCAAGAUCGGUGACGCCGACGGCAGCGGCGCCUGCGAGGACCCCGAGGAUGUUCCCGGAUGUGAGGAUUACUACGGUGACCUGGACCUGAAGAGCAUCCGGAAGAGCGAGCUGCUUACCGGUAUCCAGAGCGAGCCCAGAAAGCCGAGCCAGGCGGCCCUCAAACCUAGGCCCACAACAGUAGGAGGGCCCACGAGGCCCUCGCCCAAUCAAGAAUAAAUCUUGAUUUACCUCGCUCUUUCUCCUUCCAUCCCCUCAUCUCUUCACACCGUCUCUUCCUUUCUAUCCUUUUCUGUCUCUCUUCUUCUAUCUACUUCUCUCAUUCAUUUUCUCUCUACAUUCUUUCUCUUCCUCGUUAUCAUUUCAUUUUGUCGAAUACUAUUAUUUAACGCAAGUUAUUGGUGCGAAAUCUAAACUGUCAAAUAAAUAGGCAGCACUUCUCUCUUUUCAUGGAUCUUGUAUUACAAUUUUUCAAUGAUAAAUCGUAAUUAUGCGUUCAAACAUUCAGGAAAAGAGUUAUGCCUCAGUUUUUGACAAAACAUGAAAUAUUAAACGUACCCUAAACAAAAAAAUGUCAUUUUUUUUUUUAAUUUUAUUAUUUGAUUUUAAUUUUCUAUAAUUCAAUAAUAAAAAAAUUCACAAACUUAUUAAAUCUCUUGAUAUUUUCUAUACCUUUUAACGUUGUUCUUCUGAUUUAUUUAAAUUUAUAUCGAUUUUAUGCCAAUAAAUUGUAGCGGAAUACAUUUCUUCUUUCCCCUUUUUUUCUCCCUCUUUCUCUUUUCUCUAUUUCUCUAUCUUUUUAUCUUACCCUUUUUCGUUCUGUGUUUUUCACUUCUCUCUCUCUCUCUCUCUCUCUCUCUCUCUCUCUCUCUCUCUCUCCUUCUCUCUCUCUCUCUCUCUCUGUUUCUUCUAUCAGACGAUAAACAUACAUUCGCAUACACAUACAUAAUCGAAGAAAACUGCAGCCCUGAUUACAAUAAAGAGAAUUUCUCCGGAAAAGAAAUAAUCGGCGGCCCACAAGGAUCGAUCUCGAGACGAAAUCUCGAAACAAAACCCGCGAGAUUCUGAGAGGAUGAGAAGUGCGCGACCGAGCUGCUAUAAAUUUCGUGCCCUAAUAUUUUCUCGCGAAAUUCUCUCUCUCGUCGCUCUAAUUGCGCGUCUUUACGCAAUCUCGAUGCACAGAGCAUAUGCUAUUUUUGUAAUUAUAAUAGAAUAGAUGGAAGGGGACAGAGGGGCACAUACACGACCAGUUAGCGCGCCGAGUAAUUGCGAAUUCCGAGAAUUCACGUAAAACUCUCUGUUCACUUGUAUGUCACGUUUCGCAACACAAUAAUAGCGUCACUAUUUAAUAACCUAAUAAUGUAAUAAUUUUUGUCAGAACGAAUCUCUGAAAAACUUAGCAUAAAUUCCCUUCUAUUACUAAAACUGAUAUAUUUUAUUUUGAUUUUUCAACAUACGUUGCACAAGAGAUUAACUAUAGUUUAAUAUUUAAAGACCCCCCCCCCUCCCCCAUAGGUUAGAGAGAUUAAAAUUCUGUCGAGUUUUUAUCGCUGUUGAUACGUUUAGUUGAUAAUAAUUGAUAUUGAUAGAGCUUAAAAUUUUCUCUGUAUCAAAUUUCCUGACAAAUGCUCAAAGGACUGAUGUUCCGCAAAAUUUAUAUUAAUAAUUUAUAUAAACCGUGACGCCUCAUCGGCGAUUUAUUUUAAUCGAUUCCUUUUAAUAAAUAAAAAAAAAUUUAUCCUCUCUUAACUGUUUCUAUCCAUACACUCUCAUCUAUCUUUCUAAUCUAUCUUUCUCCUGCCACUUUUCCCUUUUUUUCUUUACCGUGUAAAAAUAGGAAUUAAAAACUUGUAAUUUCGUAUAAUAAUAAACACGACAAUUGAGGGCCAUUUUUGCAAAUUUUUCAAAAAUACGUAUUCUAUUAAUUAUUUUAUCUAUAUAAUCAUUCUGUCAUUGUAUACGAUUACUUACUUAUCUUAAUAAUACAUUAUUAAUUUACUUCUAAGUAAUACAUAUAAUUACAGAGCUAAUUGAUAAAAUAUGUUUCCUGAAGAUCUUUACUUCAAUUAAAUAUAAUUGAAUUUUGCAAAAAUUGUUUUCAAUAGCAAUAAAAUAACUGUGAAACAAUUAAGUUUAACGAAAUUACACUGGUUUUAAUUCCUGAGUGAAAUGCACGAUAAUAACAAAAAAAAGUAAGACAUUGAUUUUACGUCGCGCAUGAAAUCGAAAGCUAUCGGACUCGCGCAAUUAACAAUCCACGAUUCAUGAUCUACAGUUCAGAAAUCUUGCCGACUUGGCACCAUUAAGCAAGAUCGGAUGAUUUGCCGUGUAUCUUUAAGUAAAGCGAAAAAUCCACGCAAUAAAAAAAAAAGAGAAAAUUCUUGGAA